Molecule: messenger RNA, 271 nt
Organism: Dentiscutata heterogama
Lineage: Eukaryota; Fungi; Glomeromycota; Glomeromycetes; Diversisporales; Gigasporaceae
Source: the annotation of a GenBank genome assembly
AAUUUGGGAACAGCUAAACCUCUUUAGAGUAAGGGGUCUUUACACUUACUCGAAAGAAAAUGCUUUUUAUGCAUGUAAAUUAUCUACUGUGCCACCUGACGUAAUAUUUUUUACACCACUUCGGCAUCUAGAAAGGCAACCAAACAGGCACAGAAAAGGCAAAAUGGCAAGGAUAUUACAACAUUGGCACUUUAUAUGUGUCUCACUAGCAAACAAGAGAUGGCAAAUAGAUUUCAAUAUAUUAUUAGCAGAAGAUAGAUUGCAGAAUUAG